Messenger RNA from Quercus lobata, 981 nucleotides. It is a transcript of the gene MAPR4, whose product is annotated as membrane-associated progesterone binding protein 4. NCBI's taxonomy places the organism in Eukaryota, Viridiplantae, Streptophyta, Magnoliopsida, Fagales, Fagaceae. Bases 182 to 913 code for a protein of 243 amino acids. Gene Ontology annotation, cellular component: membrane; endomembrane system. The transcript has 7 exons. The record is from RefSeq and is a predicted model, not a curated record.
CUUUCGAAUUGAGAUAUCCUGUAUUUUUUUUUCGCCCCUUUGUCAAAUCACACUCCCAAAACGAGGUCGUUUCACAUAUCUUUGAAUUCCACGACAGCCAAAACUUGCUGCGGCUCCUCACUCACCUAGCCCUCUUUGGUUCAUCCUCUCCGGCCAGCUUCUUCUCGAUCGCAAGAGGCGAAUGAAGAAUAAUAAUAUUAUUAUCAUUAUGUUGGGGGUUUUCGUGGCCCUCAUGGCCGCCCUUCUCUUCAGAUUGAAAUUGUUCACCGUCGAAGAAGAAGAAGAAGAUUUGAGAUUGUUCACUGUCGAAGAAUUGGCGUUAUACAAUGGCACACAUCCAGAUUUACCCAUACUUUUAGGAAUUCUCGGAUCUGUGUUUGAUGUGACUAAAGGAAAAUCUCAUUAUGGCACUGGAGGGGGUUACAAUCAUUUUGCUGGAAGAGAUGCUUCUCGUGCAUUUGUUUCAGGAAACUUCACAGGAGAUGGGCUCACAGACUCGUUGCAGGGGUUAUCUAGCAGUGAGGUGAAGAGUGUUGUUGAAUGGCGGGAUUUCUAUUUCAGAAGCUACACAUUUGUUGGCAAGCUAGUAGGCCGUUACUAUGAUAGCCAAGGAAAUUCCACAAAAUAUUUGAAAGGAGUUGAAGUGAAGGCUGCAAGAGGUGCACAGCUUUUGGAGAAACAAAAGAAAGAAGAAGCUAAACAACCCAGUUGCAAUUCAAGGUGGAGCCAGGGAGAUGGUGGAGAGGUUUGGUGUGAUGUUGGCGUCCCAAGGUUAGUUCAGAGGCCUUUGGAAAUUGCUUUGACUGGGAAGAUGAGUAAGCGCUGUGCCUGUUUUAAAGAAGAGCAACUGGGCCAGCCAGGGUUGGAAGUCUAUGACGGAUGUGACUUCCUUGGCAAGAGUUGCCGAGUUUAAUUAGAUUGUACAAGUCAUGUUUGUAGAACAAGUUUGUUUUAUAUAAUUUUUUUUUUUUUUUUUUUUUG